Rotaria sp. Silwood1 is the source of this 1188-nucleotide messenger RNA. The record is from the annotation of a GenBank genome assembly. NCBI's taxonomy places the organism in Eukaryota, Metazoa, Rotifera, Eurotatoria, Philodinida, Philodinidae.
AUGGAUGCAUUUGAAGUAUCAUCAAAUCAUCGUAAUACAUGGUCAAAUUAUCCAACAGAUUGUUAUUCAACAAGUGUAGACUAUUAUCGACCAUAUGGAACAGCACCUUUUACAUCCCUUUCAUGGGUUGAAUCAAGUAAAUAUUCUGUUAGUAAUUGGCCAUCACAAACAUCAUCAACAUUUCCUUAUUCAUCAUCUUCACAUUCUCAACCUCCACAUGCUCAUACAAAUUUUUCUUCAACAACAAAUCCUUCAUCAACAACAUCAUUUGGUCAAAUAUAUUAUCCUCCAACACCACCAAAAGAUCUUCCACAUGAUACAUUACUUGAUACAUCAAAUAAACAACAACAACAACAACAACAACAUCAUCAUAAUAUAUCUCCAAUAACAAAUUCAUCUAUUUAUCAACAAUCACAUCAUAAUUGGGGACAUGUUCUUAAAGAUUCAUCAGUACUUUGGUCAACAAUGAAAUCAUCAUCAGAUUCACCAACGAAAAAUUUAACAUCAAAAAAAAAACCUAGUCAAGCAGAAGGCCGGGAAUGUGUUAAUUGUGGAGCUAAAGCAACACCAUUAUGGAGACGUGAUGGUAAUGGAAAUUAUUUAUGUAAUGCAUGUGGACUAUAUCAUAAAAUGAAUGGACACAAUCGACCAUUGAUUAAACCAAAACGACGUUUAUCAACAGUUAAGAAAACAGGCGUUUAUUGUUCGAAUUGUAAUACGAGUACAACAACAUUAUGGCGUCGAAAUGGACGUGGUGAAAGUGUUUGUAAUGCAUGUGGAUUAUAUUUCAAACUUCAUAAGAUAAAUCGUCCAAUAGCAUUAAAAAAAGAAAAUAUUCAAACACGUAAUCGUAAACCAAAUACAAAACGUAAUGAAUCAUCUACUAGUAAAGAUAAAGAUUCAUUUUCAUAUGGACUUUUAAUGAAGAAUGAACCAACAUUUAAUGGUUAUCAUGCUCAUGCAGCUGCAGCAGCUAUGGCAGUUAACAGUGGAUCAUCAUCACCAUCAUCAUCAGCUGCUUAUGCAGCUGCAGCAGCAUUUCAUCCAUUAUUUUCAACAUCAAUGUUAUCAUCUAUAGGAACAACAGGUACAUCAACAUCUUCUUCAUCAACAUCAUCAUCACCAAUUAAAUCAUCUUAUAUGACAAAUCAACAACAUCAUGUUGGAGUUUAUGCUCCGUACUUUUAA